Aspergillus homomorphus CBS 101889 is the source of this 595-nucleotide messenger RNA. RefSeq lists its product as uncharacterized. Bases 144 to 533 code for a protein of 129 amino acids. The transcript has a single exon. Lineage: Eukaryota; Fungi; Ascomycota; Eurotiomycetes; Eurotiales; Aspergillaceae. The record is from RefSeq and is a predicted model, not a curated record.
GUCUGAGACUAGACUAGGACAGGUCAACUCAGCAACCUUGAACAUUCGAGCCACUUUUUUUUUUACGUGUACAGGACAAUAGCAGUAUCCAGACUCGUUUCACACCUCACUUUCUUUUCUCUCUCUCCCAGCUGAUACCUCACAUGUCGUCGAUCUCGACGCAGGCUUCCAGAAUCCUCCUCCCUUCUGAUCCUCUUUCUCUUGCGUGUCUUUUUCCGACUUGGUUGGUGGUCACCGAGGAAAUCGGACGGGCUGAAAGGGGGCAGUGGGGCCUUUCUCUCUCACUCUACCUUAUGGGAAUAAUAACGAUCAUUGAUCCGGCAAACCCACCGCUACCCGUCUCCGUUAUUACGUAUUUAUUCUCGGACCCAGAGACUAGACCCAACCUGCAUUCUUCUCGCGUGCUUCUAGUCCUUCUAGCGCCACUCCCCGCGAGCCCCGAUAGAUGGAGCCCCCUACAGCCCUCCGAAAAACAAAACAAAAAGCUCAACACCGUCCGUCCGUCUCCUCUUGAUGAACUACUAAGGUCCUAGCAGAACUAGUCACUUAGAACAAUUGAAGUUGAUUGACACGGGGGAAUAACACCCACCAUGAC